Stegastes partitus (bicolor damselfish) is the source of this 1789-nucleotide messenger RNA. It is a transcript of the gene tmbim6, whose product is annotated as testis enhanced gene transcript (BAX inhibitor 1). Bases 170 to 883 code for a protein of 237 amino acids. Gene Ontology annotation, cellular component: mitochondrial membrane. Lineage: Eukaryota; Metazoa; Chordata; Actinopteri; Pomacentridae. The record is from RefSeq and is a predicted model, not a curated record. The transcript has 10 exons. Gene Ontology annotation, biological process: negative regulation of RNA splicing; cellular response to unfolded protein; negative regulation of apoptotic signaling pathway. Gene Ontology annotation, molecular function: enzyme binding.
UCCAUGGUGACAUCAGCAGGCUGCCGUGAGCUGACUGACACGUACUGUUUUGUUAAGAGAAAUAGAGCAAUAAAGCAGGACGGAGAAAGGCCAGUGAAACAACCCGGAGCAGAGAGGGGAGACAUUACCGGAUCGAAAAUCUCUUCAGAUCUCAGUUCCAGAUUUCACCAUGAACGUGUUUGACCGCAACAUCAACAUCGACGCUCUGCUCAAGUUCUCCCAAAUAUCUCAUUCCACCCAGGUGCACUUGAAGAAUGUGUACUCCAGCUUGGCAAUGUGCAUGUUUGUGGCCGCAGCAGGCUCCUAUGUCCAUGUCGUCACACGCCUCUUUCAGGGCGGUGUGCUGUCUGUGCUCGGCUCCCUGGGGAUGAUGUUCUGGCUCGCCAUGACACCCCACAACCCCGAGACGGAGAAGAAGAGGCUGGCUAUCCUGGCAGGAUUUGCCUUCCUCACAGGUGUCGGCCUUGGACCCACACUGGACUUUGUCAUCGCUAUCAAUCCAAGCAUCAUUGUGACGGCCUUCAUGGGAACCUCUGUGAUUUUCAUCUGCUUCACUCUGAGCGCCCUCUACGCCAAACGCAGGAGCUACCUGUUCCUUGGAGGCACACUGAUGUCUGGUCUGUCCAUCCUGUUCCUGAUGUCUCUGAUGAACAUGUUCUUUGGAUCUAUGAUGCUGUUUAAGGCUCACAUGUACCUCGGGCUGCUCAUCAUGUGCGGCUUCGUGCUGUUCGACACUCAGCUCAUCAUUGAGAAAGCAGAGAACGGAGACAAGGACUACGUCUGGCACUGUGUGGACUUGUUCCUUGACUUCAUCACCAUCUUCAGGAAACUGAUGGUCAUCCUCGCCAUGAAUGACAAGGAAAAGAAGAAGGAAAAGAAGUAAAGAACAUUCGAACAGCAGGAAAAUAAAAAAACAACAACAAUCAGUCGGAAAAAGGCACAAUUUGCAACGCACUUGGUGCUUUUCACUUUGUCUUCAUUUCUCAAAUUAACUCCUAUGUGGUCUUAUAUUAUUGGAAUUUUCUUUGAUUUAUUUUCUGGAACUUACAGCGAGGGUUGAAUGUAAGUUUAUGGUGCAGUAAUGCUAGUCCCAUGUUUGGCUGUGAAUGGAGAAAUACUAACGCUGCAGUGAUCGUGCUUGGCCUGUAGAGGGCAGCGUCGCCCUGCGAAGGCUCCCAGACGCUGAGCUAAUGAAGACUUUCAUAUUACUGUUAUUUAGUGCCAUAAAUUAACGACAUGAUAGGCUCCUUUUAGUGGGUCACGUGAGCUUCUGAAACUGAUUACUGUUUUAUUUUAUGUAAUUUACUUUUGUUGAUUUGCUUAUUUAUAGUUUUCCUCAGUUCUCUUAGUGGAGUGUCACACGAUGCAGCGUCCCAUGAUUUUGACAACAGAUUCCCCCAUUUUCAUAUUAUUUCCCUCUUAGUAGUUUUGUUCCCACAAAUUGAAGUGAAGCCUGUCGAUGAUCUACUGAAAUCACUCAGACGGACUCUCAGCCACUCGGCGGUCUGGAUUUUGGACCGUUGGAAGAGUCGCUGCCAUCUGUCCCUUUCCUUCAAAUUUGGAUAGCAAAGACAGGCUCGUGAUUGGAGACCACUCCCCGUGUAAAUUUACCCAAAUAUCUGUUGUCUAGAAAUUAGUUUGCCAAAUGAUAUGAUAUUAACCUGGAUAUUUGGCAUCAGUGCUAUUUUUUUUUUCAAAGUGUAUACUGUGAAGAAUUUAUUUUAUUGAUGUAAAACUGAGACUAAUAAUUUGAUACAUUUGCUCAAAUAAAUGUGUUGAACGUAUAGAA